Molecule: messenger RNA, 1859 nt
Organism: Cyphomyrmex costatus
Lineage: Eukaryota; Metazoa; Arthropoda; Insecta; Hymenoptera; Formicidae
Product: zinc finger protein 845
Exons: 9
Source: RefSeq, a predicted model, not a curated record
AUGUCAAAACAUAACGAUGAUGAACGUUUCAAGUCUAAUAAGGACCUAUAUACUAGAGGUGUAUCAUACAAAUGCAAAACGUGUAAUAAAGAGUUUAAGAAAAAAUCAAGUUUUCAUAUGCAUGAAAGAACUCAUACAGACAAACUUUAUCAAUGCGAGUUUUGUAAAUAUAAAUGUGUGCUAAAGGUACAGCUAAGUAAUCACAUGAUAUUAAAACACAACGAUGAUGAACGUUUCAAGUCUAAUAAGGAUCUAUAUGCUGGAGGUGUAUUACACAAAUGCGGAACGUGUACUAAAGAGUUUAAGAACAAAUCGUGUUUUCUUAGACAUGAAAGAACUCAUAUAGGCGAAAAACCUCAUCAAUGCGAGUUUUGUAAAUAUAAAUCUAAAUAUAAAAAAACGCUAAGACAACAUGUGGUGGCAAAGCAUAACAAUGAUGAACGUUUCAAAUCUAAUAAGGACUUAUAUACUGGAGGUGUAUCAUACAAAUGCAAAAUGUGUAAUAAAGAGUUUGUGGACAAAUCAAAAUUACAUAUGCAUGAAAGAACUCAUACAGGCGAAAAACCUUAUCAAUGCGAGUUUUGUGUUGCUAAAUUUGGAUAUAAAGAAGUGCUAAGACAACAUGUGGUGGCAAAGCAUUACAAUGAUGAACGUUUCAAGUCUAAUAAGGACCUAUAUACUGAAGGUGUAUCAUACAAAUGCAAAACGUGUAAUAAAGAGUUUAAGAACAAAACGAAUUGUCAUAAGCAUGAAAGAAUUCAUACAAGCGAAAAACCUUAUCAAUGCGAAUUUUGUGAAAAUAAAUUUAGAUAUAAAAAAACGCUAAGACAACAUGUGGUGGCAAAGCAUAACAAUGAUGAACGUUUCAAGUCUAAUAAGGACCUAUAUACUAGAGGUGUAUCAUACAAAUGCAAAACGUGUAAUAAAGAGUUUAAGAAAAAAUCAAAUUUUCAUAUGCAUGAAAGAACUCAUACAGGCGAAAAACCUUAUCAAUGCGAGUUUUGUGUUGGUAAAUUUGGAUAUAAAAAAACGCUAAUACAACAUAUGGUGACAAAGCAUAACAAUGAUGAACGUUUCAAGUUUAAUAAGGACCUAUAUACUGGAGGUGUAUCAUACAAAUGCAAAACGUGUAAUAAAGAGUUUAUGGACAAAACGAAUUGUCAUAGGCAUGAAAGAAUUCAUACAGGCGAAAAACCUUAUCAAUGCGAGUUUUGUGUUGAUAAAUUUGGAUAUAAAGAAGGGCUAACACAACAUGUGAUGACAAAGCAUAACAAUGAUGAACGUUUCAAGUCUAAUAAGGACCUAUAUACUGGAGGUGUAUCAUACAAAUGCAAAACGUGUAAUAAAGAGUUUAUAAACAACUCAAAAUUACAUAUGCAUGAAAGAACUCAUACAGGCGAAAAACCUUAUCAAUGCGAGUUUUGUGUUGCUAAAUUUGGAAAUAAAGUAGUGCUAAGACAACAUAUGGUGGCAAAGCAUAACAAUGAUGAACGUUUCAAGUCUAAUAAGGACCUAUAUGCUGGAGGUGUAUCAUACAAAUGCAAAACGUGUAAUAAAGAGUUUAAGAACAAAACGCAUUUACGUAGCCAUGAAAGAAUUCAUACAGGCGAAAAACCUUAUCAAUGCGAAUUUUGUAGAUAUAAAUUUAGGCUAAAGGUACAGCUAAGUAAUCACAUGAUAUUAAAACACAACGAUGAUGAACGUUUCAAGUCUAAUAAGGAUCUAUAUGCUGGAGGUGUAUUACACAAAUGCGGAACGUGUACUAAAGAGUUUAAGUUCAAAUCGUGUUUUCUUAGACAUGAAAGAACUCAUACAGGCAAAAAACCUUAUGAAUGCGAAUUUUGUAAAUAUAAAUGUAG